AUGGUGUCGUUAAGUGCUGAGGUAUUGUGUUCAUUGGUGGAGGUUUGCAUGCACACACUCCUCUGUGUCCGCAAAGUAUACCCACCAGAGUCUUUCUCUCGUACUCGCCGUUUUGGUCAUUGGGUUUGGAUGUCAACAUCUAAAGCCCUUACUUCUUAUAUUAAAGAGGUAGUUGGGGGUUUAUGCGAAGGAAUAAGAGGAGGGUUUAUAGAGGGGGUUUGUUUACGUCUGCAUAAUAAGGAGGGUUUUGCUGCUGAGGUGUAUACCUUUCAUUUCCCUGCUGCUGCAGCAGCAGCAGCAGCAAAAAAUCCCGCUGCUGCAGCUGCAGCUGCUGCUGCUGCUGCUGGUGGUGGUGGUGGUGGUGGUCCUGCUGCUGCUGCUGUUGCUGCUGCUGAUUAUGAUCCAGUAGAUAGCAUACAAAACUUCCUAGCAAGGGCAGAGCUCAUCAGCUGCUGGCUGCCGCAGCAGCAGCAGCAGCAGCAGCAGCAGCAGCAUCAUGGGCAGCAGCAGCAGCAACUGCAGCAGCAACAGGAGCGUCAGUUGGUUUCUUUCUCUGUCUGUGCUCAUGUAACACCUGAGAUAGCAGACAUAGCAGCAGAAGAAGCAGCAGCAGCAGCAGCAGCAACAGGAGCAACAGCAGCAGCAGCAGCAGCAGCAGCAGCAGCAGCAGCAAAUGUGCUGCCAGCAGAAUGCCGCAGCGCAAUUCAUCGAUUUUUAUGUCAAUGGAGAAAACCAUACUCACAAAGACAAGAUUGCUGCGUAAGGGCAGCCAAUACUUCUUUCUUAACUCUCUCUGUUGCUGUAGCGCAGCAGCAGCAGCAGCAGCAGCAGCAACAGCAGCAGCAGCAGCAGGAUGAUGACGAUGAUGUGCUGCAUUGGUCUUCACAGCAACAGCAGCAACAGCAGCAGCAGCAACAGCAGCAGCAGAAGCCGUUGUCGCAGUGGACUUCUCAGCAGCAGCAGCAGCAGCAGCAACAGCAGCAGCAGCAGGAAAAUGUGCCGCAUUGGUCUUGUUCGCAGCAGCAGCAGCAGCAGGAACAGCAACAGCAGCAACAGCAGCCGUUCUCUCAAUGGCCUUCUCAGCAAGAGCAGCAGCAGCAGCAGGUACUGCAACAGCAGCAGCAGCAGCAGCAGGUGCUGCAGCAGCAGGCAGCAGCAGCAGCAGAUCUAACAGAAGAUGACUUGGCAGAUUUAGACUUUUAA
Eimeria maxima is the source of this 1203-nucleotide messenger RNA. RefSeq lists its product as hypothetical. NCBI's taxonomy places the organism in Eukaryota, Apicomplexa, Conoidasida, Eucoccidiorida, Eimeriidae. Gene Ontology annotation, cellular component: zeta DNA polymerase complex. The transcript has 4 exons. The record is from RefSeq and is a predicted model, not a curated record. The coding region runs from base 1 to 1203 and encodes 400 amino acids.